Molecule: messenger RNA, 3265 nt
Organism: Toxorhynchites rutilus septentrionalis
Lineage: Eukaryota; Metazoa; Arthropoda; Insecta; Diptera; Culicidae
Product: RUN and FYVE domain-containing protein 2
Exons: 9
Coding region: 683-2953 (756 amino acids)
Cellular component (GO): cytoplasm
Molecular function (GO): metal ion binding
Source: RefSeq, a predicted model, not a curated record
UAUUGGUGGAAGGUAUGGGAAAAUCUGUCUGUCAGAGGAAAAAUCGAUAAACGAUUCGAUCAAAAGUUCCGUCGUCUGGAUGUGUUCCGACAGUUGUGGAAUAUUGUUUCAUCAAUUACAACCGUUUCGGGACCGUUUUAAGAGCUGAUAGUGGUACUAAUGUGAAGUGUAGUGUGUUUGGAAACUGUUGGAUAGAAGUUAAAUUCAACGCAUUUUGUGUGGGAGUAAUCUAUUGCGUACUGCAUGAUAGUUUUGGACGGAAAAUUUCUAGUUGAAACACAAGCUGUACGGAAUUGUGCAUUUUACUGCCGAAUUUUAUCGAAAUAUGCUAGCUUCCUAUCGAUGAAUUCGUUUAAUCAUCGUGCUAUUAUUUUAUAAACGAGAAUUCUCCGGGUAAUGCCUCUGUCAAAAUCGAUACUACGCUAGUCGAAUUACUGCAUAAGCUUCGUGUGUAUCGAAACCGAGUGUAUGAGUCAUAGUGCUGCGAUCAAAGUGCAUCCAACCAGGAGAAUCAUCACUGUGUGUGCUCCGUGUGCGGCUUGUUUCCAUUAAACUUCGAUCAAAACAAACAAAGGAUAUUGAAAACGUUGCGAGGCUAGCGAAAAAAAAGAGGAAAACGUGAACAACCAAUUUUGUCGCCGAUAAGCAACGCAAAAUUUUCAUCACGAAUCGAAACACGAAAAUGCGCGCGCUGGGCAUAGCGCAGCCCAACAAUCACCACCAGACCGGAGGAAGUCUGGGCGGACAGCCUGGUGGCGCCAGGCACGGGGAUACCAUCACACUGCCCAAGGCUAUCCUCGGGAGCUCCGGAAGCAACUCGUCCAACGGGGCCGGCUCGGCCGCUGGAAGCCUUGGAGGUAAUGGAACGGGCGGUUGCAACGAAUCCAGUGCGCAGGAUACUAUUUAUCUGUGCAAUUUCCGCGUGUCGGUCGAUGGCGAGUGGCUCUGUCUGAAGGAGCUGCAGGAUCUCGACAUUAAAGAUGGCAACCCGGUUUGCAGCAGCGGAAGCGGCAGCGGUGGAGGUGGCGGCACUGACAGCGGCGGCAACGGUGACGGUGAUAGCUCGCUCAAUACUUUCGGUAUAAUCGAGAACGCAAAGUGCGAAGAGAAGAUUUGCGAGCGCGAUUGGGUUAACUACUAUUCCCGUGACCCGGCUUCGAUCGAGCGCAGCAAUCUGGUCAAUAUCUGCAAGCUGGUGGUGAAGGAGCUGCUGGAACAAUCGAUUCGCUUCGGACGGAUGCUGGACUCGGACCAUCUACCUUUACAGCAUUUUUUCAUCGUCCUGGAGCAUGUACUUAGACAUGGGCUGCGACCCAAGAAGGGAUUGUUGGGUCCGAAGAAGGAACUGUGGGACAUUCUACAGAGUGUGGAGCGGUACUGUAUCGAGGCGCAAGAUAUUACCUCUUCCGUGCGGGAUCUUCCCACGGUUCGUACACACAUGGGUCGCGCCAGGGCGUGGCUGAGGCUGGCUCUGAUGCAGAAAAAGCUAGCCGACUAUUUACAGGUGUUGAUCGAACAUCGGGACGACACACUGGCGGAGUAUUACGAACCACACGCGCUGAUGAUGAGUGAUGAGGUCAUCAUAGUUAUUGGCAUUCUGGUAGGAUUGAACGUGAUAGACUGCAAUCUGUGUGUGAAAGAAGAGGAUCUCGACUCACAGCAGGGCGUCAUAGACUUUUCGCUGUACCUAAGGUCCAGCUCCAGAAACAGUCCAGAUGACGAAAACAAUGGUGGGAACGGUACUGCCAACGCCAUUGAAGGAGCAUCGAGUGGAACGAUGACUGCGGUGCUCGACCAGAAAAAUUACAUUGAAGAGUUAAAUCGACACCUGAACGCAACCGUUGCCAACCUGCAGGCCAAGGUUGAAUCGCUGACCACUACGAAUGCCUUGAUGAAGGAAGAUUUGGCCAUUGCUAGGAAUAGCCUGUUGGCAUUGCAAGCGGAGAACGCUGCCCUGAGGCGUGUAUCGCAGCACGGCCAACAACUCGACGAUAAGACCAAUGUUUUGGAUCGAUUCGAUCCAGAAAUGGCCGAAGCACUCGCAGAGGAACGAAAGAAGCGCCAGGAGGCAGAGAAGGAAUUGGAAUUACAAGUCUCACUCAAAGCGGAAACAGAAAUGGCAAUGAAAUUAUUGGAAAAAGAUAUUCACGAGAAGCAGGACACAAUCGUAUCCCUCAGACGUCAACUAGAAGACAUCAAGUCCAUCAAUUUGGACAUGUACCGAAAACUCCAGGAAUGUGAAGCAUCACUGAAGCACAAAACCGAGCUAAUGUCGCGAAUUGAAACACAGCGAGAAUCGAUGGCUAACGCCAUAGCGCAGUUAGAGAAGAAAUUCAACACAGAAAGUGCCAGUUUCAGUGCACUCCAAGAUACCUCUCAAGCAUUAUCCCUCCAAGUGAUAUCCUGCGAACAGCGAGCAACGCGGGCUGAGGCAGAUCUUCGUAUCGAACGCGAGUGGCGAACGACGAUGCAAGAGAAUGAGGUCAAACAUAAGGAGCAAAUCAGCACUCUCCAGUGUGAAGUUCGGCAGCUCACUGAUGAAUUGAAGCAAUGCGAUCGAACCAAAUCCGAAGUUAUCAAACUGCGAAAGCAGUGGGAGGAAGAUCAACGAACACUUGAAGAGCUAGGAGUGCAGUUGAGUGUAAGCAAGCUGCAGAUCUCGGACCUGAAAGAAAAAGUGCAACAUCACAACAGUGAUGGAAAGAACAACGCAGAUUCUACGAGCAACGGUGGUUCUUGGACGCCUGAUGGGGUCGUAUCUAAUUGCAAAAGUUGUGGUAAAGAGUUUGGUAUUACUCGCCGGAAGCACCACUGUCGCCAUUGCGGUAACAUCUUCUGCUCUAACUGUUCAGGCCACGAGGCUGUGAUACCGGGCGAGUCGAAUGGAAAAUCGGUACGCGUUUGUAAUACAUGCUGGCAGAGAUUGGCGAGCAGUACUACUCCUGUAAAGUAGUGGUUCCGUGUGUGAAGUGUAUUAUAUUGUGCAAAAUGCUGCACCGUUCGUAUAACCGAAACUGUUCUGAAACAGACGUGUUAUGUCGUUUGACUUUCUAGUGCAAAUAUGUCGAAAUGCCUUAUUGACAAAGAACAAAAAUUUAAAACAAAUCAGCGAUACUCAUUUGGCCGAUAAAUCGUUCAUAGUUUGUAGAGGCGAACGGAUAUUAUAUUGUGUUAUAUGAAUAAUAUGUAGAAAUAUAGUAGAUGAUUACCCUGUUGAAACAGGUGUAUAUUUUAACUGAAAUAAACUUUUAAAAACGCUGUGUAA